AUGAGUACCGCGGACGAGUCGUGCACCCCAGAGGAGAGUACCUCAGCGGGUUGUAGCUCUUUCAAGAGGUCUGUUUGCAGCCGACAUCGCAAAUCACAACGUUCAGUUCAAGGAGGGUGUGCAUUUUUCAAGCGUUCCCAUAAAAAUGCACGAUCGAAACGAAACCAAAAAAGUUGCGAUGGUUUGCUGAGUGAAGAGUGCGAUGGCGAUAUAGAAAUUCUAUACGAGAAUAUCAAAGAGCCAAAUCCGAAGAAGCUGAAGUGCCAGCGAAAUGAAUUAUUCGUUGGGGAUUGCGAGAGAAAUUCGUCGGUGAGGAUCGAUUUAUAUUUAUUAUUUUCGUUAUUUCUAGUUAUUAAUAAUUAA
This is a messenger RNA of Anisakis simplex (herring worm), 363 nucleotides long. NCBI's taxonomy places the organism in Eukaryota, Metazoa, Nematoda, Chromadorea, Rhabditida, Anisakidae. The record is from the annotation of a GenBank genome assembly.